Molecule: messenger RNA, 1962 nt
Organism: Ricinus communis (castor bean)
Lineage: Eukaryota; Viridiplantae; Streptophyta; Magnoliopsida; Malpighiales; Euphorbiaceae
Exons: 3
Coding region: 680-1774 (364 amino acids)
Source: RefSeq, a predicted model, not a curated record
UUCUUCUCUUUAUCGUCUUCUCACCACAAGCUUAAAUCGCACAACAGGAGCAAAACCCUCUUAUUUCAUUUUUCUCUUUCUUUUUCUUUUUUCUUUUGGAAAAAAAUUCCUCCGGCGAUGAGCCGCCUGGAAUUACAAGAUAUUUAGCCGGUAAAAAUGGAGAGUCCGGCAAAUGAUUGUGCUUUAAAAAGCGAAAGCGAAAGCGAAAGCUUGAAGUUAUCGAGGCGUCGCGUAUUUCGGGAACUUUAAAAAACAGUGUAUUGUAGAAAACCCUAAGCAAAAGCUACUUUUACUUAGCAGAGAUUAGAAGUUAUUCCAUGCUUUGUCUCGCAAAUCAGAGGCAAAAUACUAUAUAAUAUUAUAUUAGAGAGUACCUGUUUUGUUUCAGUUUUUUCUUUUUAAAGAAAAGAGGCUCUCGAAUUUUGUUUAGGAAGAAACAAACGCAUUUAUCUUUCUUUGGGAGCCAAAUUCUGAAUUUCGGUUUCGCUGAUCUCAAUAAUUUUGUAAUUUUGGUGUUUGCUAUCUCAUCAUCAAUAAGUCUGGUACCAGCCGUUUCUGGUUGUUUUAAUUGAACGUGUUAGGGUUUUUAUGUGUCAACUAACCUUUUAAAAAUGGAGGGGAAAUUAAUGAAACUGUGUUGAGGCGUUUCUCUCGUGUUUGUUGCUUGAUCACGCUGAUCAUGCCUUUUCAAAUGAAGAUCCAGCCAAUUGAUUCACUCACACCUGAAGAGCCACCUACUCGGUUUGAGCCAGUAAAGCAGGUGGUAAAAUCGCGUCUCAGACGUCUUUUUGACCUCCAGUUCCUGAGAAAUUCCGCCGCUGAAAAGGCCGUUGUCGAUGAGCCGCAUUUUAAUAAAGAUAGCGUUAAUGAGUUUGAACCGAGCUCUGUUUGUUUGGCAAAAAUGGUGCAAAACUUCAUCGAGGAAAGCAACGAGAAGCAAUCAUCUGGUGCAGUUAGGUGUAGCCGGAAUCGCUGCAAUUGCUUUAAUGGAAACUGUAAUGAUAGCUCUGAAGACGAAUUUGAUUCCUUUGGUGAUUCUGCUAAUGUUUUUUCUUCGAGCGAAGCAACUGAAAUGCUAAAGAGUUUGGUUCCUUGUGCAAGUAUGAGUGAGAGGAAUUUACUAGCGGACACUGCAAGAAUCGUUGAUAAGAACAAGAUCUGCAAGCGUAAGGACGGAUUUUGCAGAAAGAUUGUCACUGAUGGACUAGUGAGUCUUGGAUACAACGCUUCUAUCUGCAAAUCCCGUUGGGAAAAAUCCGCCUCACAUCCCGCCGGUGAAUAUGAAUAUAUAGACGUGAUAAUUUCACGCGAGAGACUGCUAAUCGACAUUGAUUUCAGAUCAGAAUUUGAAAUUGCUAGAUCAACGAAGGCCUACAAGUCUCUACUUCAAACUUUACCCUAUAUUUUUGUAGGCAAAGCGGAUCGCCUCCAGAAGAUAAUCUCUCUAGUAUCGGAUGCAGCGAAACAGAGCCUGAAGAAGAAAGGCAUGCACAUCCCACCUUGGAGAAAAGCCGAGUAUGUCAAAGCUAAAUGGCUCUCUCCUCAUAUACGUGCCACACCUGAAAAGGAGCAAUUUUUGAACGAGUUCGAACCGAGUCAAGAGGACAACUCUUUGGAGGAUAGUCUGUUUGCUUUGUCAUCUGAAGGUUCUGUAGAAGAAGAGAAUUCGAGCGUGGUGAAAGAAUGGAAGCCUCCUGAGACUAAACUUAAGAGUUUUCAGAUCGGGGCUAAGAUGGUCACUGGUUUAGCUUCGGUUAUUGAAGAUGAACCAUGAAAUUUUGGUUUUUUGCUUUUAUUUCUUUCCUCUCUUCUUACUUGUUCUCCUCUUUUUUUAAUUUUGGAGAUAAGAUAUCGUAUAAUAUGAUAUAACCCCAUAAGCAUCCCCUUCUGCUUUUUUGUGUAAGGGUCUGAUUUCACUGAUAUCAAUAAAACUUUUACUGUAAGAAUAGUCAUACAGCUAAA